Molecule: messenger RNA, 961 nt
Organism: Nanorana parkeri
Lineage: Eukaryota; Metazoa; Chordata; Amphibia; Anura; Dicroglossidae
Product: vimentin-4-like
Exons: 3
Coding region: 98-961 (287 amino acids)
Biological process (GO): intermediate filament organization
Cellular component (GO): cytoplasm; plasma membrane; intermediate filament
Molecular function (GO): structural constituent of cytoskeleton
Source: RefSeq, a predicted model, not a curated record
CUGUGGAUGCCAGUCCUCUCUCCUGCUAUAGCACUGCCUGGUCUGCACAAGGGCACCGUUCCAGCUACAAGAAUAUCCUACAGCACCGCUAACAAACAUGUCUGUGAAGUCUUCAUCCUACAAGAGGCUGUUUGGGGGUAACCCCAGAUCCAGCUCCUCCGGCAGCCGCUAUGUCACCUCCAGCAACAGGUACUCCUUGGGCAGCGCCCUGCGCUCCGGUGGUGGUGGCGGCGGCGGCGGUCUGUCCAGCAGCAGGGUGUCCUUCACCUCCUCCUCCCCAGCGAUCUACAAGUCCUCCUCGGCCAGGCUGAGGAGCAGCCUUCCCCCAGCCAGGAUGCAUGACUCCGUAGACUUCACCCUGGCAGAUGCCAUCAACCUCGAGUUCAAAGCCAACAGGACCAACGAGAAGGCUGAGAUGCAGGAGCUCAACGACAGGUUCGCCAACUUCAUUGACAAGGUCCGCUUCUUGGAGCAGCAGAACAAGAUCUUGUUGGCUGAGCUGGACCAGCUGAAGGGCAAGGGCACCUCCAGGGUCGGGGAUCUGUAUGAAGAAGAGAUGAGGGACCUUCGCAGGCAAGUGGACCUCCUCACCAACGAGAAAGCCAGAGUUGAAGUGGACAGGGACAACAUGAAUGAUGACCUCCAGCGACUCAGAGAAAGGCUUCAAGAUGAAAUGAUUCAGAAGGAAGAGGCUGAAGGCAACUUGCAGUCAUUCAGACAGGUUUGUGGUUUAGGAAAUGCAAUCUACUCUCAGGAAAUGCUGAAACGCCCCUUCAUUUCCCGUCCGUGGGCUCAGGUUGUCAUCUUCCACCCAGAGACGAUUUGUCCAGUUUAUGGCUUUGUUAGGAUGGAGCACAAUAGGCAGCCACUUGUGCGAUACUUCAAUGGUUUACAAGGACUUCGUCCCGACCCCAUGGCCGCUCCACCACACAAAGGAGCUUCUCAGCACAGAGACGCAUAA